CUGAUCGUUCAGUAGUUAUUCUGUGGUGCUCAUUCUCCUAUCUCUAUAUCUCUACCCUACACUCAAAUAUGUGCGAAGAAGUAAAACAAAUUCGAGUUUAUUUAAAAGAUAAACUUCUAAAUAAUAAUGUACUGUUAUGUCUAGAAAAUGAAAGAACACAAUUGGCAGAUUUGUUAUUGAAAACUUUAGACUAUGGAGAGUCAAAUUCUAUUUUAAUUAUUGGUUCUAUAGGGGUAGGCAAAACGAGGCUAGUAAACAGUGUUAUUAAUGAAUUGUCAGAAAAGGGCAAGUUUAGAACUGAUAGUUUACUGGUAAAAUUACAUGGUUUAGUUCACACUGAUGAUAAACUUGCCUUAAAAAGUAUCACGUUUCAAAUGAAAUUAGACAAUGCAGUGGACGGCAAAGUUUUCGGUAGUUUUGCAGAAAAUUUAGUUUUUCUUCUAGGAUGCUUAAGGGGAGGCGAAAAGCGCUGCUCCAAGAGUGUGAUAUUUGUUCUAGAAGAUUUUGAUUUAUUCUGUGCUCAUCAUAAUCAAACAUUACUUUAUAACUUAUUUGAUAUUUCACAAAGUGCUCAAACACCCAUUUGUGUUCUAGGUAUCACGUGCCGCCUGGAUGUUAUUCAGCUAUUAGAAAAACGUGUAAAAUCUCGGUUUUCCCACAGGCAAAUGUUUAUCUACCCUGGACCAGAAGACGAGAGUAAAAUUAAUCAAUUAGAUUCUGUUUUAGUACAUAUAAAAUGGUAUUUGGAAAUACCUUAUAAAGCUAGGAUAAAAAUCAGUGAAAACAGACGUAAAGAGUGGAAUCAGGCUCUAGAUUUGCUGCUUAAAGAUAAAAAGUUUAAAAAUAUUAUUCAAAGAUUGAUAGAUUUAGAAUUAAAUUUUAAUUCCAUAAAGCAUUUUUUGCUAAAAUGCAUAUGUUUAUUAUCAAAUAAUAUAUCAUUUUCAGUGGUGUUAUUUGAAAAUGAAUUAAAUCUUUUGGAGAAGGAUGAAAUAAUUAACACAUUAAGAGAUCUAAGUGUUUUAGAAUUAUGUCUGAUAAUUGCUAUGAAGCACCACUGUGAUAUAUACGAUAAUCAGCCCAUGAACUUCGAAAUGGUGUACAAUAGAUAUGUUAAAUUUGCAAACAAGCAUGCUAGUAUACAAACUAUUCAAAGGCCGGUUGUCAUGAAGGCAUUUGAACACAUUGAGAAUCUGGAGCUGAUCUCAUUAAUCAAUUGUGGAAAUUCCAGAGUCCAGAAGGAGUAUCAGUUUUUUAAAUUGAUGGUAACAUCUCAACAGUUAUCAGAAGCUAUUGGAAAAUUUUGUGGAUUGCCUACAGAAGUAUUGCAAUGGGCAAACAGUUCAUUAACUUAAUAUUAUAUUACAAAUUACAUUAUAGUUUAAUUUUUU
Sitophilus oryzae (rice weevil) is the source of this 1388-nucleotide messenger RNA. It is a transcript of the gene Orc4, whose product is annotated as origin recognition complex subunit 4. Gene Ontology annotation, biological process: DNA replication initiation; DNA replication. NCBI's taxonomy places the organism in Eukaryota, Metazoa, Arthropoda, Insecta, Coleoptera, Curculionidae. The coding region runs from base 69 to 1352 and encodes 427 amino acids. Gene Ontology annotation, cellular component: nuclear origin of replication recognition complex; nucleus. The record is from RefSeq and is a predicted model, not a curated record. The transcript has 7 exons. Gene Ontology annotation, molecular function: DNA replication origin binding.